GCGGGGCAGGAGGAGUACCUCGGCCGAGAAAAUUAUGCAUGCGUUAGGGAAGCUCUGAGAGAAUGGCUGUGGAAGCUCUCCAUUGCGGCUUGAAUCCACGGGGUAUUGAUCACCCUGCCCGUGCUGAAGGCAUUAAACUGCAAAUUGAAGGUGAAGGUGUUGAGUCUCAAUCCAUUAAAAACAAACAUUUCCAGAAGGUGCUUGACCAGAAAGGAACCCCCAAGCGACUGCAGGCAGAAGCUGAGACGGCCAAGUCGGCUACAGUGAAGCUGUCAAAACCAGUGGCUCUGUGGACUCAGCAGGAUGUCUGCAAAUGGUUGAAGAAACAUUGUCCUCAUCAGUAUCAGAUCUACAGCGAGUCAUUCAGACAGCAUGACAUAACUGGGCGAGCCUUGCUGAGACUUACUGACAAAAAGCUUGAGCGAAUGGGGAUUGCCCAGGAAAACCUCCGGCAGCACAUCUUGCAACAGGUGCUCCAGCUGAAGGUGCGAGAAGAAGUCAGAAACCUACAGUUACUCACACAAGCCUCAACCGAGGGUUCUCCAUAAAGGGGGUGAGCCUUCCAAGCUGCUGUCCUGCCAGUUGAUAUGAACAUGACCUGCUCCGCCCAGAAAGACUAACUCAUGGCCCUGACCGAAGAUAUCCUUGGAGCAUUGACAGAUUAACCAGAUUAACUAGGGGGAAAGAACCCCAAUUCAGUCAAGAUUAUGGGCUUUGGAAGCUCUUAGCUUGCUGUGGAUUUGGAAAUGAGAUGGUAGCGUGCAGUGCCGGCUCGUUGCAAGCAGUCACGGGCAGACCAUUAGCUGGAAAAUUGCUUCCAGUUCUCAUCACUGUGCAUAACCCAGCGCCCUUUGGGGAGCCGUCUGUGCCCUUCACUAGAAGUCCUGUUUUCGCAUGGCAACUACUGGAUUCUUUUACUGUGUGUGCAGAUGGCAUGAUGUGUUAGAAAAAAAUUACAGCAGCUCUGCAAUCUCGGUGGAAGUGUUUACCAUAUUAUGCCCUGGUAGGAAUGUCCACAUGUCUCAAUUAUGUUAGUUAUGACAUCUAAAGGUAUUCUGUCCAACUCUUAAGCAUCUUAUAGGAGAACAUGACACUGAAACGAAUCAGCACGUUCAGUAUCUGUGAGAAAACAAGUCUUUUCUUUUUUCUGUAUAAAUCUUGUCCUAUUUCUGGCUCAGGCUGUCCAAGACAAGCUCCACUCCUAGCAUAUCCCCAGUUGUUUUUGGUAGAUUGGUGUAAAUAUGGCCACGAUACUGUUAGACUUAACCUCUUGACACUUUCCUGAACAACUGGAUCCCAAAGGGAAGUAGAAGUGGGCUGAUUGUAAUAUCUUAGCUCCUGGUUCCUUGCACCUAGGCACAACUUAACCUCUUGCACAUACAACCACACUAACACAGGAGGCUCCUUCCUGGCCAGUGUACACUCUCUCAGUCUAUAGAAGAGUCCUUUCAAAGAAAAAAAAAAGGGAAAUGGCCCUCUUUUAAUCAAAGACCAUGGUGGGUUGUGUUUAAGGGCAACAGAAUGCAGUUUUCCUGUGUGGUCUGACUUUAAAACUAUGGAAGACUUUCUAGGUCAAGUUAAAAUCAUAGCUCUCUGGUGAGAAAAAAACAGCAAGUGACUCCCGUGUGCCUACAGAAGGCAAAGGGUCCAUUCUCACAUGAGAGUUCCUCCUCUACAGAGAACCUGCUAGUCCCUGUUAAUCCUUUCUGGGAUUAUACCCACAACUAAUUUUUUUUUUUUUUUUUUUCUAUGUCUUACAACAAAGCACAGUCCUAGGGAAAAGGUUGAUUCAGUUAUUGCUUAUCUUUAAGCAUUAGAAAAAUGUCCAAUUGACCCUACAUAAUGCUUUAGCAGUUUUUUCCCCUGAAAAUAUAAAUUUGGCUGGAUCAAAAACUCAGCAAAGUAUGUUCUGUGUGCCCAUGGUCAGCCUGGGAAUGACAGGCAUCCAAGACUUUUCUAUAAAUAUAUGUAACAACUCUGGGACCUGCCAGCACAAGCAAGCUUUGCAUUUUAGGGGGUCUCCAGACACAUUCCCACAACUUGCCUCACCUGGGAGGUUCUCAGGAAAUCAUGGCCCACUGAAAAAAAGGGCUGACACUGAGAUCUGGAGGCUUGACAGGGAAGGGCAGAGAGACCCAAACGCGAUUGGGGUGAAUCACCCAGUAGGAUGACUCACACAGCCUGUUAGGCUGUCAUGCCAAAGGAGGGGACAUCCAAGGGGGAACUCAGAGGAGUUUUAGAUACCCCCAAGAUCUUGCCCUUCAACAGGUUAGCAACAGGAUCAUCAGGCCCUCAGCAGACCACAGUUUUUACAAAUUCAGAAUUAGAAGGCCAAACCCUGGCUGCCAACACCCCCGGACAUAGCGUGCCAAUCUCCACUUCCCACCUCCUCAGUUUCAAUUCCAAGAGCAGGGGUUCCUCCUUCUUUCAUUCCUCCCUUUAUUCAGCAAGCACUUGCUGAGCACCUACUGUGUGCCAAACAUUGUGCUGAGGCAGCAGCAGCGUACUAGGCCGGCUCUCCCUGCCCCUAUGAAGUGUCUCCUCCUCCCAAACACCACCCCGCCCCAGCUUUUCCAUGAUGAAAACAGCGGUCACCCCCUGUGAAAAUGCUCAUGGUAGCAGGCAGCUUCCUUGCCUGGAAAAGCGGACAGAGGUCAAAGAGGUGACGGACAGCAUCUGGCCACCUAUUUCACCCUUCACGCCCAGCCAACCCCCCCGGGGCCCAGACACAGCUGGCCGAAGCUUCCCGAAGCAGCUUUCAGUUGCUGUCCUUGAUGUCUACCCUGGUCACCUAUAUUCCCAUCCUUCAUAGGGGCACAACUGUUCAUCACUAUGCUGGAUUCUCUGAAACCCAAUUCCAUAGCGAGCCCCGGGGAAACAGAACUGGGCCUGAUGCGUCCGAAAGAACUACUGCGAGGCGCUGAGAGAGCGUAGCUGGGAAUUCGUGGCUUUAGCCAGGGACACUCUGAGGCCACCACUAACACCCUGGGGAGCUGGACAUGCUCGAUGGUGCAGGUGUUCGUUAAAUGAUGGCGGUUCAUCUUCUCCCUUACUUUGGCUUUUGCACAAUAUGUCCUGAACCAUUAAAUAAGCUGAGUUUCCUAGCUUU
Messenger RNA from Miniopterus natalensis, 3109 nucleotides. Lineage: Eukaryota; Metazoa; Chordata; Mammalia; Chiroptera; Miniopteridae. The record is from RefSeq and is a predicted model, not a curated record.